Molecule: messenger RNA, 465 nt
Organism: Sorghum bicolor (sorghum)
Lineage: Eukaryota; Viridiplantae; Streptophyta; Magnoliopsida; Poales; Poaceae
Product: heavy metal-associated isoprenylated plant protein 41
Exons: 3
Coding region: 1-465 (154 amino acids)
Source: RefSeq, a predicted model, not a curated record
AUGCUAGCUAACUUGGGCUCGUCGUCGUCGUUGUUGCAGCAAAAGACUGUGAUCAGGCUGGGCGAACCGAACGCCAAGAACCGGUCUAAAGCCAUGCAGCUGGCAUCCAAAUCUGUCGGAGUGAACUCGGUGGCGAUCAUCGGCGACGCCAAGGAUCAGCUGGAGGUGGUAGGAGAAAGCGUCGACAUCCCCUGCCUGAUCAAUCACCUGCGCAAGAAGGCCUGCCGCGCCGACAUCGUCGUGGUGGAGGAAGUGAAGGACAAGAAGAAGGAGGAGGAGGAGAAGAAGAAGAAGGAAGAAGAAGCUGCCAAGAAGAAGAAGGCGGAGGAAGAAAAGAAGAAAAAGAAGGCGGAAGAAGAGCUCAGGAAGCUCUGCACUUGCCCGCCGCCGUGCACCGGUUAUUACGGGCGCCCGCUGCCGACGGUUUUCUGCGAGGAUCAGCCAGGAUUAUGCCACAUCCUGUGA